Molecule: messenger RNA, 3126 nt
Organism: Chelonus insularis
Lineage: Eukaryota; Metazoa; Arthropoda; Insecta; Hymenoptera; Braconidae
Gene: pins
Product: G-protein-signaling modulator pins
Exons: 5
Coding region: 290-2167 (625 amino acids)
Biological process (GO): establishment of mitotic spindle orientation
Cellular component (GO): cell cortex
Molecular function (GO): GDP-dissociation inhibitor activity; G-protein alpha-subunit binding
Source: RefSeq, a predicted model, not a curated record
UUCAUGUGCUUGGCUUUCCAUAGCUGUGUAUAAGUGCAAGUACGAAUGACGCCAGCUGACGCGCCUUUAAUUGAUAAAAAACGUUGAAGUGAGUCAAUGAAAUUCUUUACAACAAAGCUCCAAACAGUUUAAAAUGUAUUAUUUUAAUUUAUCAAUAUCUACAUAUAAAAGUUGUUCAUUCAUAUCAGUUAAAACUUUAUCUGAAUGAGCUGAGGUUAUAUUCAGUCUCGUGUUGAUCUAAAAUAAUCAAAAAUUCUAUUCAAAAAUUCUCAUCGUUAAUCAUUGAUAAAUGGUAAAUAAAGCCUAUUCAUCAGCAAAAAUGUCUUACGAGGGAGUAGCUAACGUCGAAAGCUCAACUCCUGAAACACAAAAUGGAAGCAGUGAUGGUAAUAUGUGCUUAGAACUGGCUCUAGAAGGCGAGCGUCUCUGUAAAGCAGGAGACUGUCGAUCAGGAGUAGCAUUUUUUCAAGCAGCUAUUCAAGCCGGAACAAAUGAUCUCCGAACGCUCUCUGCAAUUUAUAGUCAGCUUGGAAAUGCAUAUUUCUAUCUUGGAGAUUAUGUAAAAGCAAUGCAAUACCACAAACAUGAUUUAACUCUCGCCAGGACUAUGAAUGAUAAACUUGGAGAGGCUAAGUCAAGUGGAAAUCUCGGUAAUACUCUUAAAGUGAUGGGAAAGUUUGAUGAAGCGAUGAUUUGUUGUAAGAGACAUUUGGAAAUAUCACGAGAGAUUGGGGACAAGCAAAGUGAAGGACGAGCUUUGUAUAAUUUAGGAAACGUUUAUCAUGCUAAAGGAAAACAGGGUGGUAGAGGUCAUCAUGAUCCGGGUGAAUUUUCGGAAGACAUAAAGCAAUGUCUUCAACAAGCAGUCGGUUACUAUGAAGAGAACCUCGCGUUAAUGAGAGAGCUCGGUGAUUCAGCAGCUCAAGGAAGAGCUUGUGGAAACUUGGGUAAUACGUUUUACUUGUUAGGAGAAUUUCAGAAGGCUAUCUACUAUCACAACGAAAGACUGAAAAUAGCUCGAGAGUUUGGAGAUAAAGCUGCAGAAAGGCGAGCUAACAGCAAUCUGGGCAACUCUCACAUAUUCUUAGGAGAGUUUGAAAAGGCGGCAGCUCAUUAUAAACGUACUUUAGUACUGGCACAAGAGCUUGGAGAUCGGGCGGUUGAAGCACAAGCUUGUUACUCGCUUGGAAACACGUACACAUUACUACGUGAUUAUCCUACGGCCAUUGAAUAUCACUUACGUCAUCUCGCGAUUGCUCAGCAACUGAUGGAUCGUGUGGGCGAAGGACGAGCUUGUUGGUCAUUGGGCAACGCUUAUUCGGCUAUGGGUAAUCAUGAAAAAGCUUUGCACUUUGCUACAUUGCAUUUAAAUAUUUCGAAAGAACUUGAUGACCCUAUGGGCCAGGCCACCGCUCAAAUGAAUGUUGGAGAUCUUCAAAAAAUUCUCGGAAUGGAAAAUAAUGAGAAAGAAAAUGAUAAAGGGAGCAAUAAUAAUCCAAAUAUUAAUAAUCCUGUUCACACUACCCCUUCACCUGGAAGGUAUCGAUUAAGAAGACAAAGCAUGGAUAACUUGGAUUUAAUCAAGCUAACACCAGAUGCUAAACAGAAGGAUAAUCCACCACCGACUCGAACUGUCAUAGCGCCACAGCCUUCACAAGAAGAGGAGGAAGAAAAUUUCUUUGAACUCUUAUCGAGAUGUCAAUCAGGAAGAAUGGAUGAUCAAAGAUGUGUAUUGAAUACUAAUAAGAAACCACGAGUCAAAGCACCUGCUCCCGAAAAAGAAAAGGACGGAGAAGAUUUGUUGGAAUUAAUUGCUGGAAUGCAAAGCAAACGGAUGGAUGAGCAAAGAGUAACGUUGCCAUACUUGCCAGGAUUAAACACAAAUCCAAAAAAUCCAGCUGGAAUGAAAACUCCAGUAAGGACUCCUCAAGACGCUGAUGAUUCUUUUAUAGACAUGUUACUUCGUUGCCAAAGUUCAAGAAUAGAAGAUCAACGAAGUCCUCUACCUGCAGCAACUGCUCUUCAGGAUGCUGAAGAAGAACCAAACCAAAGAUCCAACGGAAAUCUUCAUUCAGCUACGACUGUGCCUGAAGAAGAUUUAUUCGCAUUGAUCCAAAAGUUACAGGCGGAGAGAAUGGAAGACCAGAGAGCUUCUGGACCUAAGUAAAAUUAUUCUAAGCUAUUAUUUAGAAUAGAAAAGACAAGAAAGAAAGAAUGAACGAAACUUUUGAAAUCCUUUAUGCAAUAAUUUUACUUUUCUUUUGUUAUGAUAUAAAAUUUAUCAUUAAUCCAGAGUAUUUCAGUGCCAAGAAAUUCUCAAAUUAGUUAUAUAUAUUUUGUAAGAUAAUAUCUUUUUUAAAAUCCAAAUUGAUUUGGCAAAUGAAUUUUUACAUUAAUUUGUAGAUUAUUCUAAUUUUUUUAUCUUUAAAAAAAUUGAACUGAACUUGAAAGAAAAGUAAUGACAAAAAAUUUCUGGGGACAGAAACUAUAUUUAUCAUUUAUUUGCCAAUUUAAUAUUGAAUAACAGGGUACGAUAAAAUUCUGAUAUUCCAAUUCGUGCCACUGCCAGACUUCAAGUAAAUUUUAUUGCAAAGUAAAGACAAACUAUUGUAUUUAUUUUAUAAAUAUAAAUCAUUUGAUUCUUUUUUAGAACUUUAUUUAGAAUGUCUAGGAUUGCUCAAAAUUAUUUUGAAGGUGCUUCAAAGUAAGCGAUAAAUUGGAAACUCAAAACUAUUUAGAUAAAACAAAAAUACUAUUAGCAAUUGUAUUAAUAUCUUUUACAACAUUUUAAGCAAUUUUUUUAAAUGUUCUACAAUACGCGUUAUUUAUUCAAAUCCAUCCAUUUCAUGGUAAACAAUUUUCAUCUCUUGAACAAAUAUAUCUUUCCAUGUUGACAAUGCCUAUAAACAAGAUAUAUCAAUUAUAUCGUUAAAAUUAUCAACACUCUUGACUUGAAUAGAUAAAAGCUAAAAUUAAAUGACUAAAAAAGUAAUAAUAACUGUUAUUAUUACAAUCUUAAAAUUACAGCUAUAUAUUAUCAUUAUAAAUAAUGAAUAAAAUACAAAAAUCAAAUAAGAAAAGAUGAAAUAUCUUUAAUGAAUUAUAUACAAUUUCUAUAUCUAUAAA